GGCUCCAUCCGAGGGCAUCGCGGCCGCGCGCCCCGCGGAGCCGCCUCAGCGCUAUAAGAGCGGGAAGGGGGGGGUGACACACACACACACACACACACACACACACACACACGCGACAACUGGGCGUGCGCCUGCGCCGGGGACACAGGAAUGUCAUCCAUUAAGAUUGAGUGCAUCGGCAGCGAGGGCAACAGGCUUGGGGAGUCGCCUGUCUGGGAUGAGAAGGAGAGCGCCCUUCUCUAUGUGGACAUCACGGGUAGGAAGGUGUGCCGCUGGAGCUCUGUCACCAACCAAGUGCAGGCCAUCUCAGUGGAUGCUCCUGUGAGCUCCGUGGCUCUCCGAAAAUCUGGGGAUUACAUCAUCACCCUUGGAACCAGGUUUGCUGCUUUGAAAUGGAAAGAACAGCAGGUAACCACCAUUGAGCAUGUGGACAAGGAUAAACUGAACAACCGAUUCAAUGAUGGGAAAGUAGAUCCUGCAGGGAGGUAUUUCGCAGGUACAAUGGCUGAGGAGAUUCGACCUGCAGUGCUGGAAAGACACCAGGGUUCUCUCUAUACGCUCUUCUCCGACCUCUCAGUAGUGAAGCACUUUAAUCAGGUGGACAUUUCUAAUGGGCUGGACUGGUCACUGGAUCACAAAACCUUCUUUUACAUUGACAGUUUGUCCUACUCCGUAGAUGCCUUUGACUAUGACCUCCAAACUGGAAAAAUUGGCAACCGUAGGAGUAUAUACAAGCUGGAAAAAGAGGAAAGCAUUCCUGAUGGGAUGUGCAUUGAUACAGAGGGCAAACUCUGGGUAGCUUGUUACGAUGGUGGGAGAGUGAUUCGUCUUGACCCUGAGACAGGAAAAAGACUCCAGACUGUGAAACUUCCCGUUGACAAGACAACUUCCUGCUGUUUUGGAGGAAAGGAUUAUUCUGAAAUGUAUGUGACUUCUGCCAGUGACGGGAUGGAUAAAGAGGGGCUUUCACGGCAACCACAGGCGGGCAGGGUUUUCAAGAUAACUGGGCUAGGGGUGAAAGGAGUCCCACCGUACCCAUUUGCGGGUUAAAUGUACACUCAUCAGAAUGGAUUGGAGAGGGCUGGUGUAAGCAAGACAAGUCCUUGAUGCUGGUGUUCAGCAUCUUUUGCUUUGAAUCUUAACACGAUUAAAGUAUCUCGUCAGGAGAGGAUGAAAAACUACUGAAGUAUAUGGAAUAUUUUAAAACCGAUCUUUUUUUCCCUUUAAACUCCUGGUUUAAAUAUCUGAUGGUGCUUUUUCUGUUGUGCUAAAGACUCUCACCCUAAUAAUCUGCUGAAUGUUGCAACUUUCUUUUGUGAUUAAACAAUGUUUUAAUAUCUUUUUAUUUUAUUGUUUAUUCUUUUGUCUUAUUUGCAACCAAUGCAAUAUUGAUUUAUCAAUUGAACUACUUGUAGUGUCUCUCUUAUGUAUUUUCAAAGUUCCUCAUAAAAUAUCCAUUUGUGGUUA
Molecule: messenger RNA, 1467 nt
Organism: Cuculus canorus (common cuckoo)
Lineage: Eukaryota; Metazoa; Chordata; Aves; Cuculiformes; Cuculidae
Gene: RGN
Product: regucalcin
Exons: 7
Coding region: 151-1050 (299 amino acids)
Biological process (GO): L-ascorbic acid biosynthetic process
Molecular function (GO): enzyme regulator activity; gluconolactonase activity; calcium ion binding
Source: RefSeq, a predicted model, not a curated record